AUGCCGGCCAUGCUCGAUGAUCCCACGGCGCCGGCCAUAUACCGCGUGUCCGGGCAGCCGCCAUUCCCAAUACCGUUUGGGCCAUUGCCGCAGGACAUCAUACCCCGCCAGGUAACGCUUCGAGAUCGAGUCACGACGGCGACGUUGGUGCCUUUCUCGUCACCGCAGCAGGUUCCGCCUCACCUGGCCGCCUAUCUAUGCGAGCUGCUCAACAGAGAGAUUGAAAAGGGAGACACGUAUCCCAUGAUGGAGCCAUUGCCAAUGUCCUCCUUCGCGCCGUACUGGUUCGCCAACUUUGGUGCUGUGAUGAUUGUUGGGGACAUUCAAGCUGUGGAGGAAGUGACGCAAAUGGAGGAGCGGGGUGUGGACUGGACGAAGGAAUGUCUGGGAAGCUUCUACAUCAAACCCAACUAUCCUGGCAGGAGCAGUCAUGUCUGCAAUGGCGGCUUUCUCGUAACGGACGCUGCGCGGAACCGCGGCGUGGGCAGACUCAUGGGUGAGGGAUACCUCGAAUGGGCACCGAAACUGGGCUACACCUACUCAGUCUUCAAUCUGGUCUACGAAACCAACGUGGCCUCACUUCGCAUAUGGGAUGCUCUGGGGUUCAAGCGGAUUGGCAGAGUUAAGGGUUGUGGUAAUCUGAAGAGCUCUCCGGAUCAAUUCAUCGACGCCAUCAUUUUCGGCCGCGAUCUGGGCGGUGAAGGAGACGAGUACGUCAGCGAGGAGAGAUUCGACAAGAUACGGUUCUACCUUAAGAACGGAACCUAUCCCAACGGAUCAGACCGCGCUGAGAAGUCACGCCUCCGUUCUGCCGCCACGCACUACCGGCUAAUCACCAACACGAGUGGUGAUGGCGAAGACGACAAAUUGAUGUUGAAAGGCAAGGAAGUCGUCUCAGAUCCACACAAGCAGUACGAGAUCGCUCGCAACAUGCACAAUGUAGCUCAUGGUGGARUCAACAAGACCACGGCCGGUAUUGCAGAGAAAUACCACUGGGUUCGCAUCAAAGAGACGGUCAGCCAGGCGAUCCGCAAUUGUGUGCACUGUAAAGAAGCCGCACCAAAAGCCGACAAGUCCAGCUUUUCAAGCAGUCGACGUAGCAAUGCGGGUGCUUCUACUGCUAGUGGUGGUCGCGCAUCUCGAGUCACCGUCACAGCUGGAUCGGACCCCACCCCGGACACGGUGUCUGGCGCCUCACCGCACCAUUCGCAUCUCCAACAUCAGCAUCCCGCACCUACGGCGCCGAUGGGAAGCAUAGGAAGCGAUUACAUGGCUGUUGAUCCUCAGCUUUGGGGUGGUGCGGACAGCAUGGCCGUUGACGAUGACACGCGUGGGAUGGACGAUGCUGACCUCAUUUUGACGAGGGAGCUGCAGGCGCAGUUGCAGGAUAGCCCGAGGCAAUCGCAUAGAGAUGGACGUUGA
Molecule: messenger RNA, 1422 nt
Organism: Ramularia collo-cygni
Lineage: Eukaryota; Fungi; Ascomycota; Dothideomycetes; Mycosphaerellales; Mycosphaerellaceae
Product: related to histone acetyltransferase Spt10
Exons: 1
Coding region: 1-1422 (473 amino acids)
Molecular function (GO): acyltransferase activity, transferring groups other than amino-acyl groups
Source: RefSeq, a predicted model, not a curated record